CCCAAACAGAAACAAAGCUCAAAGAACAACAAAACCCCAGCAGCAGAGAAGCUGUUGGAGUCCUCGUCCUCAUCGCCGCACUGGUAGCUGACCAUCUGCUGUGGAUACUGUCCCUGUCAGAUGUCAAUGGCUGCUUCUUCUUCUUCCUCUUCCUCGUGGAAGUACGACGUCUUCCUGAAUUUCAGAGGCGAAGACACUCGCAAGAUCUUCGUCGGCCAUCUCUACAGAGCUCUGGAUCAGAAAGCAAUCAACACCUUCAUCGAUGCGGAAAAGCUCAGAAAAGGCAACGACCUUUCGGAACUCCUUUCAGCCAUCGAAGAGUCAAGGAUUUCGAUCGUGGUUUUCUCCCAGAACUACGCUUCUUCGACGUGGUGCUUGAAAGAACUGGUCAAAAUCCUGGCCUGCAUGGAUACAAAGAAGCAUAUAGUGGUGCCGAUCUUCUACCAAGUCGAUCCGUCUGAAGUUCGUAAGCUCAAGAGAAGUUUUGCAGAAGCUUUUGAUCAACACGAACGCGAAUCGAGUGCCGAAAUGGAAGAGGUGAAGAGCUGGAGGUCCGCACUAACCAGAGCCACCAAUUUAUCCGGAUGGGAUUCGCGAAAAUACGAGGAUGAUGCCAAGCUUAUUGAGGAAAUUGUGGAUGACAUAUUUAAGAGAUAUAUCCAAGUCUCGUCAAGCAAAGAUAAUGGCUUGGUUGGAAUGGAUUACCACAUAGAUGCAGUGAAUUCACUAUUACGUCCUGGGGUGGAUGAUGUUUUCACUGUUGGAAUAUGGGGUAUGGGAGGAAUAGGCAAAACCACCAUCGCUGGCGCUGUUUACGAUGAAAUCGCUUGUCAAUUUGAAGCUUGCUGCUUUCUCGAAAAUGUCAAGGAAGGCUUCUCGAAGAAUGGUGCAGUACAUAUGCAGGAAGUGCUUCUUUCUAGAAUCUUGAAGGAAAAGGUGCAGAGUUUAGGCACGUUAGAUCGAGGUUCCAGAGUGAUAAUGGAAAGGCUACAAAGGAAAAAAGUUUUCAUUGUUCUUGAUGACGUUGAUGAAUUAUCCCAAAUCGAAGCCUUACUUGGAAAGCAGCAUUCAUUUGGUGGUGGAAGUCGGGUCAUUAUAACAACUAGAGAUAAACAAUUAUUAAGUGGAGCUGGUGCUGUAUAUAAGCCCGAGAACUUAAGUGAGCCAGAAGCUCUUAAACUCUUCUACCAGUAUGCCUUCAGAACAAUCCAACCCACCCGAAAUUAUGGUCAGCUCUCAAGGCGUGCCAUACAAUAUGCUCAAGGUCUGCCUUUAGCACUCAAAGUGUUGGGAGCUUUUCUUGAUAACAAAACUGUGCCCGAGUGGGUAGAUGAGUUGGAAAAAAUAAGGAAAAUCCCGCAAAAGGGAAUUCAUAAUGUGCUUAAAACGAGCUUUGAUGGACUAGAUGAGUCAGACAAGGACAUCUUUCUAGAUAUUGCAUGUUUCUUGAAAGGAAUGGAUAUAGACAGUGCAAAAAAAAGUCUGGACAGUUGUGGCUUAUAUCCCCAUCGUGGAAUAAGAGUUCUAAUCGACCGAGCUCUCAUAUCUGUGUCAAAGUGGGGGGAACUGGUGAUGCAUGAUUUACUAGAGGAAAUGGGUCGGGAAAUCGUUCGCCAAGAAUGUAUCAAAGAGCCUGGGAGAAGAAGUAGGUUGUGGAGUUAUGAAGAUGUUCGUCAUGUGCUGACUCAAAAAACAGCUACAGAAGCAAUUGAAGGCAUAAUCCUGGAUUCAGCAAUCUUUAAAGAGAGAUGCUCAAAUACUGAAGCAUUUGUUAGUAUGACAAAACUAAGACUGCUCAUGAUACGUGAUGGUUACUUUGACGAAUAUGGGUUUGUAUCCGAGGAUUCAUUUGACAGUCAAACUUCAACUGAAGCAGAAGAUGAGCUUGCAUUCGGGGAUUCAUUUGACAAUCGAGCUCCACAUGAUUGCUUCAUAAAACACUGGAUUGCGGACUUAAAGUUCCAAAGUUCUCAGUUGAGGUGUCUCAUCUGGCGUGGUUGCCCCCUCAAGUCUUGGCCAUCCAACUUCCAGUUCAAGAAUCUUGUAAACCUUGACAUGAGCAAUAGUCGCAUCGAACGACUUUGGAAGGGAGCUGAGCCUCUGGAAAAGUUGAAAUCUAUCAACUUAAGUGAUUGUGGAUACCUUAAGAAAACCCCCGACUUCACAAAGGCUACAAGUCUUGAGGAACUAAAUUUUGAAGGUUGUACAGGGUUAUAUGAGGUUGACCCAUCUAUUUCAGCUCUGAAAAGCCUUGCUAUAUUGAAUCUAGGAGGCUGUGAAGAACUCAAGAGCCUGCCGAGCAGUAUUCAUAUGGGAUCUCUUCAAACCCUUAAUCUUUUUGGUUGCUCAAACCUUGAGAAGUUUCCAGAUAUUUCAGAUGUUAUGGAGAAUCUAUCAGAGUUAUAUUUACAAUGGACUGCCAUUAAAGAACUGCCUUCGUCAAUUAAUAAACUCACAUGCCUUACUCUCUUGGACCUACGAGGCUGUCGAGAACUCAAAAGUCUGCCGAGCAGUAUUCAUAUGGGAUCUCUUCAAACCCUUAAGCUUUCUGGUUGCUCAAACCUUGAGAUGUUUCCAAAUAUUUCGGGUGUUAUGGAGAAGCUAUCACAGCUUCAUUUAGAUGAGACGGCAAUUAAAGAACUUCCCUCCUCAAUCAAUAGUCUCACGGGCCUUACUGUUUUGAACCUAUCUAGGUGUCGAAAACUCAAGAGCCUGCCGAGCAACAUUCAUAUGGGAUCUCUUCAAACCCUUAUUCUUUCUGGUUGCUCAAUGCUUGAGAAGUUUCCAGAUAUUUCAGAUGUUAUGGAAAAGCUAUCAGAGCUUUAUUUAGAUGAGACUGCAAUUAAAGAACUGCAUUCGUCAAUUAAUAAACUGACAGGCCUUACUGUUUUGAACCUAUUUGGGUGUCGAGAACUCAAGAGUCUGCCGAGCAGCAUUCAUAUGGGAUCUCUUCAAACCCUUAUUCUUUCUGGUUGCUCAAUGCUUGAGAAGUUUCCAGAUAUUUCAGAUGUUAUGGAGAAGCUAUCACAGCUUCAUUUAGAUGAGACGGCAAUUAAAGAACUUCCCUCCUCAAUCGAUAGUCUCACGGGCCUUACUGUUUUGAACCUAUCUAGGUGUCGAAAACUCAAGAGCCUGCCGAGCAACAUUCAUAUGGGAUCUCUUCAAACCCUUAUUCUUUCUGGUUGCUCAAUGCUUGAGAAGUUUCCAGAUAUUUCAGAUGUUAUGGAAAAGCUAUCAGAGCUUUAUUUAGAUGAGACUGCAAUUAAAGAACUGCAUUCGUCAAUUAAUAAACUGACAGGCCUUACUGUUUUGAACCUAUUUGGGUGUCGAGAACUCAAGAGUCUGCCGAGCAGUAUUCAUAUGGGAUCUCUUCAAACCCUUAAUCUUUCUGGUUGCUCAAACCUUGAGAUGUUUCCAAAUAUUUCGGGUGUUAUGGAGAAGCUAUCAAAGCUUCAUUUAGAUGAGACGGCAAUUAAAGAACUUCCCAAUCAAUAGUCUCACGGGCCUUACUAUUUUGAGCCUAAGAGGCUGUCGAGAACUCAAGAGCCUGCCGAGUCUGCCAAGCAGCAUUCAAAUGGGAUCUCUUCAAACCCUUAUUCUUUCGGGUUGCUCUAUGCUUGAGAAGUUUCCAGAUAUUUCAGAUGUUAUGGAGAAGCUAUCAGAGCUUUAUUUAGACGAGACUGCAAUUAAAGAACUGCAUUCGUCAAUUAAUAAACUCACGAGCCUUACUAUUUUGAACCUAAGAGGCUGUCGAGAACUCAAGAGCAUGCCAAGCAGCAUUCAUAUGGGAUCUCUUCAAACCUUUAAUCUUUCUGGUUGCUCAGACCUUGAGAAGUUUCCAGAUAUUUCAGGUGUUAUGGAGAAGCUAUCAGAGCUUUAUUUAGACGAGACUGCCAUUAGAGAACUGCCUUCGUCAAUUAAUAAACUCACAGGCCUCACUGUUUUGGACCUAUCUCGGUGUCAAGAACUCAAGAGCCUGCCGAGCAGCAUUCAUAUGGGAUCUCUUCGAACUCUUAUUCUUUCAGGUUGCUCAAUGCUUGAGAAGUUUCCAGAUAUUUCAGAUGUUAUGGAGAAUCUAUUAGAGUUAUAUUUUGAUGGGACUGACAUUAAAGAACUGCCUUCGUCAAUUAAUAAACUCACGGGCCUUACUGUUUUGAACCUAUCUGGGUGUCAAGAACUCAAGAGCCUGCCGAGCAGCAUUCAUAUGGGAUCUCUUCAAACCCUUAUUCUUUCGGGUUGCUCAAUGCUUGAGAAGUUUCCAGAUAUUUCAGAUGUUAUGAAGAAACUAUCAAGGUUAUAUUUAGAUGGGACUGCCAUUAAAGAACUGCCUUCGUCAAUUAGUAAACUCACUGGCCUUACUGUUUUGGACCUAUCUGGGUGUCAAGAACUCAAGAGCCUGCCGAGAAGCAUUCAUAUGGGAUCUCUUCAAACCCUUAAUCUUUCUGGUUGCUCAAAACUUUGAGAAGUUUCCUGAUAUUUCAGAUUUUUUGGGGAAGCUAUCAAAGUUAUAUUUAGAUGGGACUGCAAUUAAAGAACUGCCUUCUUCAAUUUGAAAUCUUCCUGGGCUUGUUACGUUGAACCUAAGAGAUUGCAAAAAACUCAAGUCUACCAAGCAGCAUUUGUGAUCUCAAGUCCCUACACUAUCUUAGUCUCUCUGGUUGCCCAAAGUUUGAGGUGUUGGAAUUAUUGGGUAUUGCUCAUUUAUCAUUAUUGAAUACAUUAGAACUCAGCAGAACAAUUUUGAGAGCUUGCCUGCAGAAAUGAAUUGGCUUCAUUGGUUAACAAGUCUCAAAUUGGAAGGUUGCAAGGGACUGAAAUCAAUACCAGAGAUUUCAUCAACUAUAAGGUUCAUAGAUGCCCAUGAUUGCACAGCUUUGGAAUCUGUUUCAACACCAAGCAAGUUUUUUCCCAAGAAUCUUUACUUGACAUUUUCAAACUGCUUCCAGCUGGUGCAAAAUCUAUUUGAAGAUGUUGUGGAAGCUCAUCAGGGUAAUCUGCAACCUCUUUCCUUGUUUAUGUAUCUUCCUGGAAGUAAACUUUCAGAUUGGUUCAGCCAUCAGUGUAGCAGAUCUUCUGUAACUGUGCAUCUACCACAGUCUAGGAUCAUAAGAUUUUAGGAUUCGCUGUGUGCGGUGUUACCAAGUUCAAGUAUGCACAUUAUGCAUCUGAUCUAUCUGCUCUGUGUUUUUGUACCUUCAAAGGAGAGCAUGCAUGGCGAGCGCGGUUUCUGCUUUGAUUUGCUUGAUUUGAGCAUCACAAGAGGCAGGUUACUUGAGUCAGAUUAUGUGAUUCUGGGGCACCAGUUCAGCAGCAUCGCGUCAGAAGGAGUGGAGUUCGUCUCUUUUAUGCCAACUGUGAGGGGGUGCAUAAUCUCUUUUACGCCAAUUGUGAAAGGAAGCUAAUUGUAAGCCCGUGUGGUCCCUUUUAUCCCAAAUUUGAGGUGGUGCGUUAUUGAAGCAUGAUACAGCCGGAUCAAUUCCACUUUCAAGAACAACACUAUCAUCAUGAGAAUUCUGAAGCCGAACUUCGUGCUUUUGGAAAAUCACUGGUAAGAGUUGCUCAUUCUGAGAGGAACCGUGAGGGGUGUUGCUAUAACGAGGGUGAACAAAUUGGAAGUGAUACCUCUGACGCAGAGGAUUUGUAUUCUAAAAGAUUGGUACUUCCUGAUGGGGCAAGGGAAAACUGAAGAGAACAAUCCCUCUGUGUUGGAUUUGAUGGCUCAGUUCUGUUGGGUCUCGACCCUUUCUACGCGGACCUAAACCCAAACUUAUGUGGCUCUUUAGUUGGCAUAUGCGGAUCACAUGCUAGGUCUUUUUAGUGCUCGUAUAUAAAGCCUCGCAUUGUGCAAUUUGGAUGAGACGGUGGGACAUGGGAAUAGAAGCAGCAGCAGCACUAGUGUAAAGGAAAGAGAAGAGCCGACACCCAAUGGAAGAGAGAAAUAAAAUGGGGAGCUGCUGCGUUUAAAGUUCUGUAAGAGUGAAACCAGUCAGAGAUUGUUGUAGUUGUAGAGAGACAAAUAUUUUGUUUGUAAUUCGUUUUUUUCCCUCUUCUAUUUGAAAGUGUUUCUGGGUGUAUUUUGGGUUUGAGUUUGAGAGCACUCUUUAUAAUCUUCUUUUCCUUUUGUUUAUUAGUGGACCUUCCUUGCUGUCCCCGAACUGGAUGUAGGCUUACGCUGAACCAAUAUAAAUCUUUGUGUCAUUUUUAA
Molecule: messenger RNA, 6205 nt
Organism: Malus domestica (apple)
Lineage: Eukaryota; Viridiplantae; Streptophyta; Magnoliopsida; Rosales; Rosaceae
Product: disease resistance protein RPV1-like
Biological process (GO): defense response; signal transduction
Molecular function (GO): ADP binding
Source: RefSeq, a predicted model, not a curated record